Messenger RNA from Mugil cephalus (flathead mullet), 6708 nucleotides. RefSeq names its product inter-alpha-trypsin inhibitor heavy chain family member 6 (gene itih6). The transcript is spliced from 17 exons. Gene Ontology annotation, biological process: hyaluronan metabolic process. The record is from RefSeq and is a predicted model, not a curated record. The coding region runs from base 470 to 4192 and encodes 1240 amino acids. NCBI's taxonomy places the organism in Eukaryota, Metazoa, Chordata, Actinopteri, Mugiliformes, Mugilidae. Gene Ontology annotation, molecular function: serine-type endopeptidase inhibitor activity.
AAAGAAAGAGACGAAAAGAACAACAAGUUCAGGUUUAAGAGCCCUCCUACAGGACAGCGGAGGAGGAGGUGUGUUUGAAUAUUUUCCACAAAUAGUCGAGCAGGGGUUAAUAGUCCCUCAUUUCUCAUGGAGCUCGGUGCCGCAGUGGGCGAAGUUUCCAGUACGCAUGGACGCAAACUGGCAGCUGCUUUCUUCCACAUCCUUAUACUUCAACCAGGAAACAACUUUCUGACUGAACUCCGUGUUGUUAUUUGUUAGUUUGUUUCACAACACCUGGCGGAUGAUUCGUUGAUUAUUUAACCCGCUAUCGCCGCAGUGGAGCCUUUUAGACUGAGGUGAGGUGAGGGAGGGGAGAAAGACGGACCCUUGCUAGUAACUUGUGUAAGAUGUGAGGUGUGUGCGUUGUUGGCUACAGUCAUCCAACGUGAUACCACUGGACGAUUUUCUACUCUCAAAACCCAAACUGAUCAUGGGCACGAUGUUUUUAAGAAGUCAGUGCGUUCUGGUUUUCUUCACUUUGUGUUUGCAAGAGGGAUUAUCUUCGGAGUAUGAGGCGCACCUCGGCACAGAUAUCCAUCUACAGAGAGUAAAACGCCAAAGCAAAGCAACAAAACCAGUGCUGAAGGUGACAGACUACCAUGUGAAGUGUUCAGUGGUGUCCCGCUAUGCUGUUACCACAGUCCAGAGCUCAGUGUGGAACCAGCUCCCCAUCAUCAAGGAGGCCGCCUUCGAGGUUGACCUGCCCUCCUCUGCCUUCAUCUCCAACUUCACCAUCACCUCCAAUGGCAAGGUGUACGUGGCCCAGGUGAAGGAAAGAGCUGCUGCCAGGAAAAUUUACGACGCUGCUAAGAAGCAAGGAAAAACAGCCGGGCUUGUCGCUACCAAAGAGAGGGAAAUUGAGAAGUUUCGCGUGGCGGUCAGUGUGCCGUCAGGAGCUCGGAUGUCCUUCUUCCUGUCCUACGAGGAGCUGUUACCUCGUCGACUCGGCCGCUACGAGCUCAGUUUGGGCCUGAGGCCUGGACAGCUUGUGCAGAACCUCUCGUUGGAUGUUUGUAUAACAGAGAGGACAGGCCUUAGUUUUAUUAAGGUCCUUCCUCUCAAGACCAGCCGGCUGCUCUCCAACGCAGCUCAAGGAAAUACAGAAGCUCCUGCCUCCACUCAUGUUGACCAAAGCGGUAGCUGUGCUCGUGUUCACUACAGUCCAACUCUACAGCAGCAGAGCAGCAUCUCCCCCAAGGGUCUUAACGCUGACUUCAUCAUUCAGUAUGAUGUAGACCUCAGAGACCUUAUGGGUGACGUCCAGGUGUAUGAUGGCUACUUCGUGCACUACUUUGCACCCAGAGGGCUUCCUGUGGUUCCAAAGGAUGUUAUAUUUGUCAUUGAUGUCAGUGGUUCAAUGAUAGGCACCAAGAUAAAGCAGACCAAGCAGGCCAUGACCACCAUCCUCGGGGACCUCAGAGAGGGAGACCACUUCAACAUCAUAACCUUCUCAGACAAGGUUCACACCUGGAAGAAAGGCAGAACGGUGCGAGCAACUCGGCAGAACGUACGAGAUGCCAAAGAAUUUGUGAAGAGGAUAAUUGCCGAAGGAUGGACCAAUAUCAAUGCAGCUCUGCUUUCAGCUGCCCAGCUUGUCAACCCUCCACCCUCUGGUUCUUCCAGUCGCCUCUCAUCUCACCGUGUCCCUCUGGUCAUUUUCCUUACUGAUGGGGAAGCAACUAUUGGAGUAACAUCUGGUGACACCAUCCUCAAUAAUGCCAAGAAGGCUUUGGGCUCAGCCUCUCUUUUUGGCCUUGCCUUUGGAGAUGAUGCAGACUUCCUUCUGCUCAAACGCCUGGCUCUGGAUAACCGAGGUGUAGCCAGGAUGGUGUAUGAGGAUGCAGAUGCAGCCUUGCAGCUGAAGGGCUUCUAUGACGAAGUAGCCAGCCCUUUGCUUUCAGACAUCCAGCUGUUGUACUUGGACGAUCAGGCUUUUGACAUCACCCGCUCCCUGUUCCCAAAUUACUUCCAAGGGUCUGAGUUGGUUGUGUCUGGGAGGGUUAAACCAGGGGUCAGAGAUUUAAAGGUCUCUGUGUCUGCAACAGAUUCAAAGCAGCGUGUGAAGUUGGAGAGUGAUGUUCCAAUUUCCCAUGCAAAAGGUAAUGCGUGUGCAGAUUCACUGGACUGUUCAGGAGGUUUAGAUGGAAUCUCCAGCUUUGUGCAUCGUCUCUGGGCAUAUUUCACCAUUAAAGAGCUGCUACUGGCCAAACUGAAUGCAACAGACCCUGCAGCUCAGAGGUUACUGGCAGAAAAAGCCACCAACCUCUCGCUCAAGUAUAACUUCGUAACACCAGUCACUUCUUUAGUCGUAGUUAAGCCAGAUGCAGAUGAAGCAACUCCAACCACUGUGAAAUCCACCACCGCUGCCACUAUAACUACAACAGCAACACCUACUGCCACUACCAAAAAAUCAGCUGCUGGUGCUGUGAAGAAGCCCAGCUCACCAUUCAACUCAAAGCCUAACAAACCAAAACCCAGUCUGCCUCAGCCACCUCCAAAUACCUUACAACCUAAAAAGAACUCGUCGUCGACCCCCUUGGCAAAACCAGUAGUUUUGCCAUCCAAGAAAGCAACUACAACUGCAAUUCCCAGCCCUGCCAAAACUCCCCCGACGCCGUUAUCUGGUAAAAAGCCCAGUCCUUCCCAAAAUGAUCUGAAAACUGCCGCUCCCCCUCCAGCUGGGAAGAUAUCCACCUCUCCGCUUAAUGCUCUAAAAACAGCACUGCCUCCUUCACCUGGAAAAGUCUCCACUCACCCGCAUAGCACCGUGAAAACCACCACCCCUCCACCAGCCACCACAGUGCUCACAUUCACCCCCAGUACCUCACGGCCACUCAGAACUGACCCUGCACCCCUACCCGGGAAACCCCUCACCCAACAGCACGCCGCAGUGACAACACCUCAGCCUCCUGUUAAAGGGACCGGCCCGUCCACAGAGGCAGAGAACAGCACCACAUCUGCUCCGGACAAGCCUGAAAUCACUACCGCCUUGCCUGAGCCAUCUCCUACGCCCACCUCUCCCACUCCAGCCCCGGCUCCAGCAGUAGACGUCAACAACUCAAACUCGGACACUGACAUGGACCAGAACAUCGCCACCCUGCUGUCAGCUACCUUCGCUCCCAUGCCCGGGGUCACAGAUGGGCCUCGGGUCUGGGAAGCAGCAGGACUCCUGGAUGUCUCUACUUCCAUUCAGAUUCAGAGAAAAGAUAUUGAUCUUGUGAAAGACUACGAUGCAACCUAUGACUACGACUACGACCUCAGCUUUGAUGCCUGGGACGAUACUGCUGACACUGGGUCGUUUGUGCUUGGGAGUGAGGAGGACUGUCCUUUAGUUGAAUGUCUUGUGCUUUUAGAACCGCCAUCCAGAAUGAGCACCAUCAGGGUCUUCUCCUCUUCAGUUGAUGGAGAUCCUCAUUUUGUGGUUCAACUCCCAAAGCUGCAUGAGAACCUGUGUUUCACAGUCGACGGCAGGGCUGAUGAUGUUCUCAGGCUGCUGGAGGACCCAGAAAGAGGGAUCAUUGUGGAUGGCCAUCUAAUGGGGGCCCCCUCCAAGCCCGGUGUAGAGGACCGACCAAGAACCUACUUUGACCAGCUCACCAUCUCCUCAGCCAGCUCUGGCGACAUUAUGAUCACGCUGUCAUUGGACGCUGUGGUGGUGGAAGGGGAAGGACGGGAUACCCUUCCCAUCAAUCAGCAGGGAUCGGUGACAAGGCAGGGUGUGACGGUCACCCUGGACAACCAUUGGAGCUGCUGGAUCAAGCUGACCAAGGGCGUGCAGUUCCUGGUCCUAUUCCACCGCUAUAAACACCCGAGCUACCUCCAGAUGGCUCACCUGGGCUUUUACAUCACAGAUGGACGAGGGCUUUCUGCCUCAACCCAAGGCUUACUGGGCCAGUUUCAGCAUGCUGACAUAAGUGUGACAGUGGUAAAAGACCAUCUGGAUGGAGGUGCUCACCGAGCCAACCGGGAGGAGAUAUUGGCCAGGGGGAUCCUGAGGUGGGGAUCAGAGCACAUGCCAGUCACCUUGCAAGACAAGACGCUGAAAGACUCGGUGAGAAAACGCCACACAGGCAAGUGCUGGGUGGUGUCAAAGGCAGAGAUAAAGAGACUACUGGGUCAUUCAUACGAGAGCUACGUGGUGAAUCAUGUGUAAUUCUAGCCGAGUCAGCUCGACCUCGGCGUCUCUCCGCUGCACGGCUCAGAUCACAGCAGACAUCAUGGCAUGGAUAUCACACAAAGGAAAACUGGGAGUUCACUGGACUGAAAUGACAUGUUGCUAGUCGCUCAAAGAGGUUCUGUAAGGAGCGCAGGUGUGGUUGCAAAACAGGAGAAGAGGGUGUGACAGACUGCAGCGAAAAAUAAAGUCGCAAUGAGGAUUUACGGUCGCACGAAUACGGUGAAUGUCUGAAUGGAGUCUUUGUGCCUUCUCCAUCACUGAAUUUGAACUGAAUUCAAUCUCUGUGUUCUGGAGACGCGAUGUUCUCUCUGUCGCAUGGCAACUACAAAAUGUCCAUUUGUGCUGCAGCAGUUUGCGCUUGCUCCAAAACGUCUUCCACACAAACUCAGCUCACAAGUUAUUAUUCAGAUUAUCCUUUAAUUUCCACAUGGAGUGAUUAUUCUUUUUCUCUUUGAGACCCAUUUGUAAUUAUCAUUGUUCAGUAAGUUGUAUUUUUUUAGUACAAGUGUAUAUAAAAUAUUAAUGUAUGUAUGUAUAGACAAACGUUACUCACCUCGGUGCAGUGUCACAGCUGCAUCUUGAGAAACAAAAUCCAGAUCCAGGUUUGCCAUGUGCUUUUUAUUUUUCUAUCAUUUCAUUCAUAGUUUAAUUCAUUUUAUUUGUUACACAAGACAUUAGGCAUUGUUCACGUACUAGUGAUCAAACAAGGACAGUAAGUUUUCUACUACUCAGCCUGAACUAUUUCUUUUUGUCGAUUUCAAAGGAUAUUGUGAAUGGAGGUUUUUAAAGGCCAUACUGGAUGGAAAUUAAAACAGUACAACCACACACGAGGCUUUUGUUUUCAAUAAAUUAAAGAAAGGGGACAGUAUCAGAUGCCGAGAAAGGGUAGUGGGGUACAAUGAGCUUCAAAUAGAGUUAUGUUCAAGGAGCAGUUUUCCAGUUUUAUCAGAUAACAUGUUUCCAGGAUGAAGACCACACGAUGUUGCAUGAUGUACAGUGUGAGAGUGUGUGAGAGUACACAGCUGUCUGUGGCCGACCGUCGCUGUUUUUCCUUCCAUCAAAACCUGUUUCUUAGGAAUGCGAAUAAUCAUCUUAAAUCGUGAUGCACCACUGGAAUGAUCACUAAAUAAGGUAAACAUGACACGGCAAAUAACAAACAAAAACAAAUCAUUUUCUGUGUGCAUCACUUUUUUUUUUCCUCAGAACAUGAACUAAUAGCAUAGCAUAUUCAGCAUUUGACGUGAACCUUUCCACAAUACGUCAGCAAAAUUCAAAUAAAUAGAGCAUAAGACACAUCAGCACCCCAAGCCUAACCUUGUUUAGAGUUAAGAGAUUGGUUGUGGUGGAUAAAUGCAACUGCUUCGGCUCUUCAAAGGUAACGAUCUGUUUGUUUUUGGGUGUGUAACAAGCCAAGCCGCAGAUCAAUCUGGUUCUAAGUGUGCACUGCUGCGAUAUGAGAAACGCUCAGGUGUACGGUAACACUCCUGAUACAGUAGGAAACGAUAUCCCUUCUAUAGUACUCAGUCAGCUCUGCAGGGCUACAUACGCCAUCAAUGUGAACUUUAGAUGUUGUCAGUGAGCUUUGCCAAUAACAGAAACACCAGUUUUGGCACAAGACUGACCUGCGACUGCCUGUUCGUUAAAACAAAGCAGUCAAUUUAUUCUGAAAGGGCCCGAACAUUAGAGUCAGACCCCAAGUUAAGGCUACAACCAAAUAAAAGCAUCUCGGUUUGUACUCACCAGGCGGCACUUUGUAACUGUGGCUUCACCCUUUUGCAAUGCUACAAAGUUGUUGUUUUUUUUUAAAUGGUGGGAGUGUAUCCAGCUUUUCCUUCUCUCACACACCUACGGAUUUUGUCCUAAGGGGAAUGAUUUAUCUCAAUGACAAACACAAAGGUUGAAACAACCAAGACACAAUCUGGUGCGUUCACUAUGAGCCAAAAUUUCAGUCUCCGCUCUCUUCACUCAAAAGUGAAACUUUCUAAAAGUCCAAUCCACAACAUUCCCUGCAUACAUUCUUCUACCCAAAGCACACUUCCUCACAUCUCAUCCUUCUUCAUCACUCCUUCCAGAUCAUAAUCCUCUCCGAGCCCCUUCUGCUCCCGACGUUCCCUUUAUUUUAUUUGUAUUUUUUGUUCCCAACUUGAAGACCACAGUUUCAACCUCUGCUCUGUAAACUUCAUAACUUCAGCCAGUGAAAUGUGCACCGAAUAUAUAGAAAUAAAACUCUUCAAUAAUUUAAAAUGUUAGAACGUAAACUAUUUCAAAUUGAAAACUGACAUACACACGACAGAGAUAAACAAAGGAACGGUUGUUUUUUUGGGGAGAGAGGUUGGGGUGGGGGGACAGUUAAUAGUCACUGGUUAGCUUGCCUGCUAGCACAGGGAACACAACAGCAUUGCAAAGUGAGCACUAUCAGUUGACAGAACAGCCCAUUUAUAUGUAACUUUUCAUCACAUUUGUUUGUUGUUUUUUUUUUUUUUUUGCCCAAC